Messenger RNA from Diospyros lotus (date-plum), 954 nucleotides. RefSeq lists its product as uncharacterized. Gene Ontology annotation, biological process: regulation of GTPase activity; endoplasmic reticulum to Golgi vesicle-mediated transport. Bases 76 to 603 code for a protein of 175 amino acids. The transcript is spliced from 4 exons. Gene Ontology annotation, cellular component: cis-Golgi network; trans-Golgi network; TRAPP complex. NCBI's taxonomy places the organism in Eukaryota, Viridiplantae, Streptophyta, Magnoliopsida, Ericales, Ebenaceae. The record is from RefSeq and is a predicted model, not a curated record.
ACGCCAUGUGAGGGUAUAGCGAGCAUUUCCUUCCAUCUGGUCCUAGUGUAGAGAGAGAGAGAGAGAGAGAGAGGAAUGGGAAGAGAAAUAGCGGAGAGCUGCGUGGAGAGCCUCAUGACAGAGGUUGUUUCUUCGUACUGCAAUGGCUUCUACGCCAACAAGCCUGAGCUCGCCGCCCGCCGGAUCGAGGCUAUCGGCUUUCAGGUCGGCCACCAGCUCUCUGAACGGUAUACGAUGGAACAGCCACGGUUCAGUGAUCAUCUAGAGGCAAUCAAGUUUAUUUGCAAGGACUUCUGGUCUGAGCUCUUCAAGAAGCAGAUAGACAAUUUAAAGACAAAUCACAGAGGUACAUUUGUAUUGCAAGAUAAUCGAUUUCGUUGGCUUUCGCGCAUGUCAAUUGAUCUAUCAUCUGAAAGCUCUGGUUCCAUCCAAGAUCCAUCUGCUAUGGCUGAAAGUAAGGCUGCACAAGCAACAGGGAUGUAUCUCUACUUCCCUUGUGGAAUCAUACGAGGAGCACUUUCCAACUUGGGGAUCCCUUGUGCUGUUUCGGCAGAUAUAUCCAACCUUCCUGCAUGUUCAUUCUUGGUUCGAAUAAAGGCCUAAUCGGAGCACAUAGAUCGGCAAAAGGUGGGGGGAUGCAGUCAAGCGUGGAAGGGGAGGCCAGUCAGAUUUUACAUCACAAAUUUGUCUCUGAUUGUCAAUCCAGAAAACAAAUAUCUGUAGAUGAAGAACAAUUUGCUUUUCCUGUCUGCCAUGGUAGUAAUAGUAAUAGCAAUGGCCGUACACACAGCAAUCGCGAAAUCUCUCUAUAAUUAUGAGUCAGUUUGAUUUUCUUUAUUUUGGUAGCUAGUUAGUGCGAUUUUCGUUCCUUGUUUCACUGCAUCUGCCAAACACUGUUCCUUUGUGUUACUGUGAAGUUUCCAAUGAUGGUGACAAAUUUUUUUUUUCCCGCUA